UCCGCCUACAAACAGAAUAUUGUUCUACAGUAGCCUACUUCUUGCCUAUUAUUGUCUUGUCAUCCGCAACGGAAUUGCAAUCUGUUGACAGCGGUACAUUGCGUCUCUCUGUGGAUUGGGCACAUUGGCGAGAAAAGAAAACCUGGAUUUGCACAUACGCAAUUUACGCACUAGCAUUCAAGGGGAGAUCGAAUACUUCCAACGUUGUUAUCCUGAGCCCUCAUGGCAAACCCAAAAGCCUUUCACAUAAAUAGCCCGUUUUUAGAGAGCAUAGACAUGUCAAAACGGACGGGGACCAAUGUGUAUUUAAAAAUGGAAAGUUCCCAACCCUCCGGUUCAUUCAAAAUCCGUGGUAUCGGACACCUCUGCCAAAAGGUUGCAGGACCAGAGUCCAAAGGAGUUGUUUGCUCUUCAGGUGGCAACGCUGGGAUGGCCACAGCCUAUGUGGCACGCAAACUAAACAUACCAGCAACUAUCAUUGUGCCGUCAUCCUCUCCUGAGCUGAUUAGGGAGAAGCUGAAGGACCAGGGAGCCACGGUCAGAGUCGUCGGCAAGGUGUGGGAUGAUGCCAAUGAUGAGGCCCUGCGUCUGACCCAGACUGAUGGCCUGACCUAUGUCCCACCCUUUGACCAUCCUCUGCUCUGGCAAGGCCAUGCCAGUAUUGUGAGAGAGAUCAAGGCCUCUCUUCCAUCCAAGCCUGGGGCUGUAGUUUUAUCUGUAGGGGGAGGAGGGCUGCUCUGUGGGGUGGUGGAGGGCAUGAAGGAAGUGGGCUGGGCCAGUGUGCCCAUCAUCUGCAUGGAGACUGAGGGAGCAGACUGUUUUUACGCAGCAGUAAAGGCUGGCAAGAUAGUCACCCUCCCUGACAUCACUAGUGAGGCCAAGUGUCUGGGUUCGAAGACGGUGUGCAGCCAGGCCUUUGAGUACAUUAAGGAGGGCAACAUGAACAUCAUAUCAGAGCUGGUCACUGACCAGCAGGCCUUGCAAGCAGUGGAGACCUUCCUGGACGAGGAGCGUGUGCUGGUGGAGCUGGCCUGUGGUGCUGCGUUAGCGGCUGUGUACUGUGGUGUCAUCCAGAGACUGCAGGGUGAGGGCCGGCUGCCUGUUCCCCUAGCAGGACCCCUAGUCAUGAUUGUCUGUGGAGGGAGCAGCAUCAACCAGGCACAGCUGGAACAUCUCAGGAAGGUCCUCAACAGAUGAACACAGAACAUGGAGCUCCUAGGCUGAGUCUCAAAUAUCACCCUAUUCCCUAUAUAGUUCACUACUUUUGACCAGGGCCUAUAGCCUUGUCCUAUAGUUGAUCAAACAAUAAAAUAGUUGGCUACAGCACAUACAGUAUGGACGAGGCUAUUGGAUUUCCACCAGUAGGUCAUGGCUCCAGACUGUUUUAAUGAAAGGUUAUGAGGACCGAUUCAUAAUUGUUUUUUAUUACAGCUUCUUACCCUGUUGUAUACAUUUUCACAAUGUUGACUAAUGCUGCCUCUAAUUUCCCUGCUUUGCAAUCAGUGUCAAAUUUGGAAAAUCUCUGACAACCUUUUAUGUCUCAUAGAAUAAAAUCUGAAAUACAA
This is a messenger RNA of Salmo salar (Atlantic salmon), 1565 nucleotides long. RefSeq names its product L-serine dehydratase/L-threonine deaminase. Gene Ontology annotation, molecular function: pyridoxal phosphate binding; threonine deaminase activity; L-serine ammonia-lyase activity. Lineage: Eukaryota; Metazoa; Chordata; Actinopteri; Salmoniformes; Salmonidae. Gene Ontology annotation, biological process: L-threonine catabolic process; L-serine catabolic process. The record is from RefSeq and is a predicted model, not a curated record.